Molecule: messenger RNA, 3279 nt
Organism: Paramuricea clavata
Lineage: Eukaryota; Metazoa; Cnidaria; Anthozoa; Malacalcyonacea; Plexauridae
Source: the annotation of a GenBank genome assembly
AUGUCUAUAGCUAACAAACAAACAUUAGCAACAGCUAAAAAUCUAAUUAUAAUUCUCUCAUCAAUUCUCUGCGUGUGUCUAAAACUGCAACCGAGUCAUAUCAAUUGUCAUCCCGACACUAACUCGCCGUUGGGAAAUAUAACAAUUAGUCCUAAUCUUGCAAUUCUACCCGACAAACUCUGUUUUGUAUGGAUCUCAAUUCGAGAUACAAAUUUGAGAAAAUUCAACCUUCCGAAAUAUCAUCGCUACGGUAUAGAACUACGGACCACCAAGUUUUCAAGUCAUGCACUUAUUUGCAUUUUACUAUCUGGCGAUAUUGCUACUAAUCCUGGUCCUAACACUGCUCCUUCUACCGGCUUAAAUGUUCUUUAUCUGAAUGCUCGAAGUAUUAAAGCUUUCGUCCCCCUUGAUGAUGACCCUUCACGCAAAAUUUGCAAAAUGUCCAUUCUACAGGAGUUGGUUUAUAGUAAUGACUAUGAUGUUGUCUCUAUAUGUGAAACAUGGCUGAACGACUCAGUUAUGUCGGCAGAAAUCCUUACGGGCUACAACAUUUAUCGGAAAGAUCGACCUGGCAGAACUGGUGGAGGUGUCCUAAUUGCUGUUAAGUCUGACAUCCGAUCCAGUCAUCGAAAAGACCUCGAGAGAGACAAUAUCGAAUUCGCUGUUGUUGAACUCGUUAAGGAUUACAAUAAAUCAGUUAUUCUCUACACAGUAUAUCUUCCAGAACUUCAACAAGAUGAACUGCAUCAACUCAAUUCAUCUUUACAAGAGAAUUCUGAAUCAGCUUCUGUGGUCGUAGUUGGCGAUUUUAACCUUCCCACCCUCAACUGGUCACCUGAUGAAUCUUCUCUUGAACACAACUGGGGAUCAACAGAGAACAAUGAAUUCUGCAUCCUUAUGAAAGAUAAUUUUCUCCAACAGUUUAUUAAAGGGCCUACUCACAUAGCAGGAAACAAACUCGAUUUGCUACUAUCAAACUGGCCUGAAAUGAUUGAGCAUGUUUCCACUCUCACCCCGAAGGAAAGCACAUUUCCCUCUGAUCAUUACCUAGUGAAUUUUUCCAUACGGCUGAAGUUUAAACGAGCAAGGCGUGUUCAGCGCAAAGCUUACAAUUACAAGAGAGCAGAUUUUCAAGAUCUUCAUAGACUUUUACAGAAUGCUACACUAGAUAUACCCCUUUCUGACAAUAUUAAUAUUUCCUGGUCUCGGUGGAAGGAUUUAUUUCUAGCUGCAGUAGAAAAAUGCGUUCCUGUUAAAGUCAUUAAAGAUACAAACUCUCCUCCCUGGAUUGAUGGAGAAAUCAGGCACCUAAUGCGAAAAAAGUAUCGAGCUCUCAAAAAUUAUCGCAAAACUAGAUCCGAAGAACGUAAAAAAAAACUCAGAUCUCUAAGUAAUUCCAUGAAAAUCCUUGUUCGACGUAAACAUCGUGAUUACCUUCACAAAAUCGAAGGUUCCUUCAGUGAAAAUCCUAAAUUAUUUUGGAACUAUCAUAAAGCACUAUUACAUCAUCGCUCAGGGGUUGUCUCUAUUAUUACGAGUAAUGAAAUAACAGCCAAGACACCAGCAGAGAAAGCUGAACUAUUUAACACGUACUUUUGCUCUGUUUUUACUUCACCCAGCGCAGUGUCCAGUUUGCCCUCUUCCCCCAUAAGAUCGGAUAUAGAAAUCUCUGAUAUAGAGCUAACAGUGGAAGAAGUGUCAGCUUGUUUGUCUAGUUUAGACACAUCUAAAGCCACCGGUCCUGACGGGAUACCCGCACGCAUCCUAAAGGAAUGUAGCACGGAAAUCGCACCAAGUCUUUGUACUUUGUUCAAUCACUCUCUACGCAUUGGGCGUUUCCCUGCAGAAUGGAAAAAUGCCGACGUAACACCAGUCCAUAAGAAGGAUAAUAAAGAACCUGCUGAAAAUUACAGACCUAUCUCUUUAUUGCCGAUAGUAAGCAAGGUGAUGGAACGGUGCGUCUGUAACAGGUUCUAUUCCCAUGUCUCACAUCUAAUUACUUCUCUUCAGCACGGUUUUAUGCGUAAUCGAUCAUGUGUAACACAGCUUCUGUCUGUUCUCCACUCCAUUGGAAAAUCACUUGACCAAAACACUCAAACAGACAUUUUAUACUUGGAUUUUGCUAAGGCUUUUGACUGUGUAGACCAUGUUAUUCUCAUAGAAAAGCUUAAAUGGUAUGGCGUAACGGGGAAUCUUCUUAACUGGUUUACUGACUAUCUUAGCGAUAGAUCGCAGAGAGUUGUGAUAGAGGGUGUAGCUUCUCGGUACCUACCCGUUACUUCUGGUGUUCCCCAGGGAAGCAUUGUAGGACCUCUGCUGUUUGUUAUUUUUAUCAAUGACCUACCUGAUAUUAUCCAGGAACAGACAAGAACCGGCCUCUUCGCAGAUGACACCAAAUUGUACCGAUCAGUAAAAUCCCCUAGCGACUGUGAAAGUUUGCAGCAUGAUAUUUCGAACUUGAACAAUUGGAGUCAUAACUCUAACAUGAAAUUUAACGCCUCCAAGUGUAAGGUAUUAACAAUAACUCGAAAAAAAUCACCUGUAAUUACUGACUAUCGUCUGGGUAAUGUAAUUUUACAACGCGCUCACCAAGAAAAAGAUCUGGGAAUUAUUGUCAAAAGCAACUUAUCCUGGGAUUCUCACAUUUUCUCAAUCGUCAGUAAAGCCAACAAGAUGCUUGGUAUCUUAAAGAGAACUUGUCCCCUGAUUAGAGAUACUAAAGUUAGGCGAACACUAUACCUGACUUUGGUAAAAUCAAAGUUGUGCUACGCAACGGAGGUGUGGUCCCCAGCUAAUGUGAAGCUACAAGUUGCAUUAGAAAGAGUUCAAAGGCGCGCUACACGUUGGAUCCUCAAAAGUAAAGUUGGAGAAAUGUCUUAUGAAGAUAGACUGAAAACUCUCAAUUUAUUGCCACUAACUUACGAUCGAGAAAUCAGAGAUCUUGUCCUGGCCUAUAAAUGUAUUUUCGGCCACACUGAUUUGAACAUUGAACAUUUUGUGUCAUUUAUACAUCAUAAUCGAACUCGUACUCAGAAUCCAUCUCUAAUGUUAAAAUCUCCUUACUGUAGAACAUCCACUUUCCAAGGAUCGUUCUUUAACCGAAUAGUUAAAACUUGGAAUAAUGUUGGAAAAAUAGCCUCUCCUGAAAAGUUCGCCAGUUUAACAAUUUUUAAAAGCUUUCUGCAUGUGACAUACACCGCAUUGGUCAACAGUACUUUUAAUGUUGAUAUGGCAUGCACUUGGUCGCUCACAAGAGACUGCCCCUGCCACCGUUCUUAA